Linum tenue is the source of this 1239-nucleotide messenger RNA. The record is from the annotation of a GenBank genome assembly. NCBI's taxonomy places the organism in Eukaryota, Viridiplantae, Streptophyta, Magnoliopsida, Malpighiales, Linaceae.
AUGGCGACGCCGGCGGUGGAAACAAUAAGAAACGGCAGAGAUUGGGCGUGGCUCCCGGAGCUCAUCCUCGACUCGGUGCUCCAAAACUUGGUCUCCUUACAAGACUACCUCCAAUUCAGCAGCGUUUGCAAGCCGUGGCACGCGGCGGCCGAAUCCCAAAAGCGACGUCGUAUCGCCACCAGCCCCCAAAACCAAGCCCCGCUCCUCAUGGUCCCCACUAAGGACCGCAGCCACUUGCGGCGCGGCCUCUACUCCGCCACCGCCCGCAACCGGCUUCUAGAAACAACCCUCCCGGUCCCUUGGCACAGAAGGUGUUGUGGUUCUUCCCACGGCUGGCUCGCUUUCCUGGAAGAAGAAGACCGCGUCACCCUCUACAACCCCUUCACCCAAGCUCGAAUCUCCCUCCCAACCAUCAGCGGGACGAGCCACCUCCGCGACGAAGCCGACGACCACUUCCACCUGUAUACCAACUUCGCCAAGAAAAUCGUCCUCUCCGCCGACCCUUCAACCCACGGCCACGACUACGUCGUCGCCGCGCUGAUCAACUACCCCGUGUACAGAACCCUGGCCGUGAUCCGGCCCGGCCGGGACGACAAGCGGUGGACCCUAUUCUCCACGUGGACGAACUACACCGGCCCCGAGGAGCUCUCCACCGACCUCAUAUUCCACCAGGGCUGGAUCUACGCGACCGCGUACCGCGGGAUGCUCGCACGUGCCAACGUCGAGGGCGUCGGCACGCGCGGCUACGUCCCCGUGCUGGAGAUGGUGGUCCCGCAGUGGUCCGAGAUAUACGAGAUCUCGAAGCCGAGCUACCUGGUGGAGUCGUCGAGCGGGGACGAGCUGCUGAUGGUGGUGCGGUGCUUGGAGGAGAGGGACCACGAGUUUUCUUUCGUGACCGCGGACGUCAAGGUGUUCAAGCUGGUCCGAGCCGCCGGCGCGAGUUGUUGUCAUUAUUAUGUGGAGGUGGAGGAUCUGAAUGGGGAUGCAGUGUUCAUCGGGGACAGCUAUUCGGUUGCGGUUCCGGCGGCGGAGUUCCAAGGCUGUGAAGCUGAUACCGUCUACUUUAGCGACGAUUACGUGGAGGUCAAGCCUCACUACUUUCAUUUGGGCCCGCACGAUAUCGGCAAAUUUAACGUCAAGGAGAGGAAAUUUGGUACUCAUUUUUAUGUUGCUGAUCCAGCUCAGAAUCGAGGGAUGCCGCCACCCAUUUGGGUUUUCCCUACAUUGAUGAAACAAUGA